GUGCACGCGGCGAGUGCGGGGAAGUGUGUUUGUAUGUGUGCGCGUGUGGGUGUGAGAGCCUGGCUCGCUCAUUCGCGCGCGCGCACACACACACACACACUCACACGCACACCCUGGCUGGCUCAUCUGAACUUGAAGACACCCCAUAUUCCAAGAUGCCUUGGGUGCCUGGAAAUGCCCAGGGUUCUUCGAUCUGGAAUAUCCUACCGGCGACUUCCUAGGGAGGGAUUAUCUUUUUUUUUUUUUUUUGCUUUUGGUUUUUUACAAUCUGGAAGAGAAGAGAACAAGUUGUGCUUUUUCCUCUCUUCUUGCUAAAUGCCAUGGAUAUAACUGAAUAAGCCGCUCAGGGCUCUCCCCGCGUGGACGUCCGAGGCCACCAUCUGCCUUCGUUCUCCAGAUCCCAGGGAUUAGCUCCAGCCUGUCUCGGGCGGGGAAGCAUGCGUGGCCGAGCCAGGGACCCCGGGCGCCCCGCGGAGCUGGCCUCGCCGCCUCCUAGCCUGGGGUAGAUGCUGCCUCGCCCAGGCGCUGCAGCCUGAGUGACCAGACCAUGGAGACCCUGCUUGGUGGCCUGCUGGCGUUUGGCAUGGCGUUUGCCGUGGUCGACGCCUGCCCCAAGUACUGUGUCUGCCAGAACCUGUCUGAGUCGCUGGGGACCCUGUGCCCAUCCAAGGGGCUGCUCUUCGUACCCCCUGACAUCGACCGGAGGACGGUGGAGCUGCGUCUGGGUGGCAACUUCAUCAUCCACAUCGGCCGCCAGGACUUCGCCAACAUGACGGGGCUGGUGGACCUGACCCUGUCCAGGAACACCAUCAGCCACAUCCAGCCCUUCUCCUUCCUGGACCUGGAGAGCCUCCGCUCCCUGCACCUCGACAGCAACCGGCUGCCCAGCCUCGGGGAGGACACGCUGCGCGGCCUGGUCAACCUGCAGCACCUCAUCGUGAACAACAACCAGCUGGGUGGCGUGGCUGAUGAGGCCUUCGAGGACUUCCUGCUGACGCUGGAGGACCUGGACCUGUCCUACAACAACCUCCAUGGCCUGCCCUGGGGCUCUGUGCGGCGGAUGGUCAACCUGCACCAGCUGAGCCUGGACCACAACCUGCUGGACCACAUUGCUGAGGGCACCUUCGCGGACCUGCAGAAACUGGCCCGCCUGGACCUCACCUCCAACCGGCUGCAGAAGCUGCCCCCGGACCCCAUCUUCGCCCGCUCCCAGGCCUCUGCUCUGGCCGCCACGCCUUUUGCCCCACCCUUGUCCUUCAGUUUUGGGGGGAACCCCCUGCACUGCAACUGCGAGCUCCUCUGGCUGCGGAGGCUGGAGCGGGAGGAUGACCUGGAGACCUGCGGCUCCCCCGGUGGCCUCAAGGGCCGUUACUUCUGGCACGUGCGCGAGGAGGAGUUCGUGUGCGAGCCGCCUCUCAUCACCCAGCACACACACCGGCUGCUGGUUCUGGAGGGCCAGGCAGCCACUCUCAAGUGCAAGGCCAUUGGGGACCCCGGCCCCCUCAUCCACUGGGUGGCCCCCGACGACCGCCUGGUGGGGAACUCCUCAAGGACCGCUGUGUACGACAACGGCACCCUGGACAUCCUCAUCACCACGUCUCAGGACAGCGGCGCCUUCACCUGCAUUGCCGCCAACGCCGCCGGGGAGGCCACGGCCACGGUGGAGGUGUCCAUCGUCCAGCUGCCACACCUCAGCAACAGCACCAGCCGCACGGCUGCCCCCAAAUCCCGCCUCUCGGACAUCACUGGCUCCAGCAAGACCAGCCGGGGAGGGGGCGGCAGCGAGGGUGGGGAGCCUCCCAAAAGCCCCCCAGAACGAGCUGUGCUUGUGUCUGAUGUGACCACCACCUCGGCCCUGGUCAAGUGGUCGGUCAGCAAGUCGGCGCCCCGGGUGAAGAUGUACCAGCUGCAGUACAACUGCUCCGACGAUGAGGUACUGAUUUACAGGAUGAUCCCAGCUUCCAACAAGGCCUUUGUGGUCACCAACCUGGUGUCAGGGACCGGCUACGACCUGUGCGUGCUGGCCGUGUGGGACGACACAGCCACGACACUCACGGCCACCAACAUCGUGGGCUGCGCCCAGUUCUUCACCAAGGCCGACUACCCGCAGUGCCAGUCGAUGCACAGCCAGCUCCUGGGCGGCACCAUGGUCCUGGUCAUCGGCGGCAUCAUCGUGGCCACGCUGCUGGUCUUCAUCGUCAUCCUCAUGGUGCGCUACAAGGUCUGCAACCACGAGGCCCCCGGCAAGAUGGUGGCUGCCACGGUCAGCAACGUGCACUCGCAAACCAACGGGGCCCAGCAGCCCGCUCUGGGCAGCGUGCCCGGCGGGGCCCCCGCGCUGGGGCCGCCCAAGGUGGUGGUGCGCAACGAGCUGAUGGAGUUCAGUCCCAGCUUGGCCCGAGGCAGUGACUCCUCUUCCUCCAGCUCCCUGGGCAGUGGAGAGGCUGCGGCCCUGGGACAGGGUCCCUGGAGGCUCCCGCCCCCGGCCCCACGCCCCAAGCCCAGCCUUGACCGCCUGAUGGGGGCCUUUGCCUCCCUGGACCUCAAGAGUCAGAGGAAGGAGGAGCUGCUGGACUCCAGGACUCCAGGCGGGAGAGGGUCUGGGACGUCAGCCAGGGGCCACCACUCGGACCGAGAGCCACUGCUGGGACCACCUGCGGCCAGGGCCAGGAGCCUGCUCCCUCUGCCCCUGGAGGGCAAAGCCAAACGCAGCCAUUCCUUCGACAUGGGGGACUUCGCGGCUGCAGCUGUGGCAGCAGGGGGGGUGGCCCCAGGUGGCUACAGCCCCCCGCGGAGGGUCUCGAACAUCUGGACAAAGCGCAGCCUCUCGGUCAAUGGCAUGCUCCUGCCCUUUGAGGAGAGUGACCUAGUGGGGGCCCGGGGGACUUUUGGCAGCUCCGAAUGGGUGAUGGAGAGCACGGUGUAGGCUCAGAGCAGGGUGUCCUCCGUCCAACGCUUGCAGGUAGAAGGAGGGAAAGAAUCUUCACUGGCGAGUCUCUGUGGGGUUUCCAUGGUGAUGUUUACAUCCAGGGACAGUUUAGUCUCCCUGUCAAAGGCCUCCCCCACACAACCCAUGCCACCUUCCCAGGCCUGGCCCCCACCACCCCCCGGGGUGUGCUCAGGGAAAGCAGCCUCGACGGCCAGUGUGGGACUGAGCCCUGAGUGUUGGGAAGGCGGGGCCCUCGCCUUUCUGACCACAAAUGCAGUGUACAAGCAAGUGGCUUUGGAUUGCUUA
This is a messenger RNA of Molossus molossus (Pallas's mastiff bat), 3235 nucleotides long. It is a transcript of the gene LRFN2, whose product is annotated as leucine rich repeat and fibronectin type III domain containing 2. The transcript has 3 exons. Gene Ontology annotation, molecular function: protein binding. The record is from RefSeq and is a predicted model, not a curated record. Gene Ontology annotation, cellular component: cell surface; postsynaptic density membrane. Bases 548 to 2926 code for a protein of 792 amino acids. NCBI's taxonomy places the organism in Eukaryota, Metazoa, Chordata, Mammalia, Chiroptera, Molossidae.